Molecule: messenger RNA, 693 nt
Organism: Thelazia callipaeda (thelaziosis nematode)
Lineage: Eukaryota; Metazoa; Nematoda; Chromadorea; Rhabditida; Thelaziidae
Source: the annotation of a GenBank genome assembly
AUGACUGGAAUGUCACGAACAGGUUGGCCGGUUGCUACGAGACCGCAAAAGAUGGUUACCUCACAAGCUACAGUGAAGAAGUCAAACGAUGUACGAAGCAACAUUGAUCGAGCCAUCAAUCUGUAUCCACUAACAAAUUAUACUUUUGGAACAAAAGACCCACAGGCAGAACGUGACCACUCAGUUCAAGCACGGUUCCAACGAAUGCGAGAAGAAUAUGAAAAAAUCGGAAUGCGGCGAUCUGUCGAAGGUGUAUUACUUGUUCAUGAGCAUUCAUUACCGCAUGUACUUCUGUUGCAAAUUGGUACCACAUUCUUCAAACUACCUGGUGGAGAAUUAAAUCCUGGAGAAGAUGAAGUUGAAGGAUUAAAACGGUUGCUUACAGAGACUCUUGGACGGCAAGAUGGUGCAAAAGAUUUAUGGACUAUUGAAGACGUUAUCGGGAAUUGGUGGCGGCCAAAUUUCGACCCUCCAAGAUAUCCGUAUAUCCCUGCGCAUGUAACCAAACCGAAAGAGCAGACUAAACUGUUUCUUGUGCAAUUGCCGGAACGAGCUCUGUUUGCAGUACCAAAAAAUUAUAAGCUUGUUGCUGCACCACUUUUUGAGUUGUAUGACAACUCCACUGGCUAUGGAAACUUGAUUGCUAGUCUCCCACAGGUCCUUAGUAGAUUCAAUUUUUUGUAUACUCCAUGA